Xenia sp. Carnegie-2017 is the source of this 2141-nucleotide messenger RNA. Its product is annotated as centrosomal protein of 83 kDa-like. The coding region runs from base 1 to 2121 and encodes 706 amino acids. Lineage: Eukaryota; Metazoa; Cnidaria; Anthozoa; Malacalcyonacea; Xeniidae. The transcript has 4 exons. The record is from RefSeq and is a predicted model, not a curated record.
AUGGAGUUUGUUGCUCGCACAGAAAUACUCAACGAUCGCCAACUUGGAUUAUCGAAUCCCGUUGAGGCAGGAAAAUACGGUUCUGAACCCAGCAACGUUUUGGAAAAUGUUGCGUUCAAGGAAGUUAGGAGGAGAGAUUUUCUCGAAAGUGAUAUCAACAAGACCAUUUAUUCUGAUUCAAAACCCGCGGGUUCUGUUGUUGAAAUGUGCAUGGAAAUUGCUAAAACUGUUAUUCAAGACGUUUUAGUGUCGAUUACCACUUUUAAAACUGGAAAUAACUCGUUUGUUUGUCGAAAGUCAAGUGAAAACGGUGUUAUAUUUGUUGAAGACGAAGGAUUUAACGACAGUGAGAAAUGGCAAGCAUUUGACAGUGGUGAAAAUGACAAAACGUUAGAAAUAAACGUUGGUGAAUUAAAACGAAAGGCAAUUCAAGAUGUGAAUACCGAUAAAAUUGAAGUGAGCUUGGAUGGGGAAAUGAAAUCUAAGAUUGAAGAUUUAAGUGAAAGCUUCGUUGAGAAUCUUAUUAAUUCAGCGAUUCGUUGCGAGAUUACAGACAAUUUUGCUGUAAAUGGUGAUAAUGAUGUUGGGAAUGUUUUUGACGAUGUUAAUUCGGAUCAUUUGGGAGCAGAUGUGGAUAAUGAUGUUAGAAAUGCCAAUUGGGGUAAUGAGGUUGGAAAUGCUUUUGACAAUGUUAAUUGGGAUCAUUUGGGAGCAAUUGUGGAUAAUGAUGUUGGAAAUGUUUUUGACGAUGUUAAUUGGGAUCAUUUGGUAGCAAUUGGGGAUAAUGAUGUUAGAAAUGCUUUUGACGAUUUUAAUUCGGAUCGUUUGGGAGCAGAUGUGGACAAUGUUAGAAUUGCUUUUGACGAUUUUAAUUCGGAUCGUUUGGGAGCAGAUGUGGACAAUGUUAGAAUUGCUUUUGACGAUUUUAAUUCGGAUCGUUUGGGAGCAGAUGUGGAUAAUGUUAGAAUUGCUUUUGACGAUUUUAAUUCGGAUCGUUUGGGAGCAGAUGUGGAUAAUGUUAGAAUUGCUUUUGACGAUUUUAAUUCGGAUCGUUUGGGAGCAGAUGUGGAUAAUGUUAGAAUUGCUUUUGACAAUUUUAAUUCGGAUCGUUUGGGAGCAGAUGUGGAUAAUGAUGUUAGAAAUGCUUUUGACGAUAUCAAUUCGGAUCAUUUGGGAGCAAAUGUGGAUGAUGAUGUUGAAAUUGCUAUUAAUGCGAUUCUUCACAAUGGUCAUUUGGGGGUAGAUAAGGAUCCCUUUGAACUGCGACAAGAGAUAGAGAAUUCCAUACAAGAACUGUGCAGUACAAUACACGAAGACUACGAAAAUCAGGUUUUGAACAUUUCACAGGAGUUAUGCGAGCAGUAUCAAAAUGAGGCAGACGAAAAAAUCUCAAAACUUGAGGACGAAUGGGAACUACAGUUUGUUCGACAGAGAGAAGAAUUUGACGAACGAGUAUCCGCUGUGCAGCGAGAGCAGUGGGCGCAAUGCCAGGAUGCAAUAGAACGAGCAACCUUGGAUGCCGAAGAUCAAUUAAAAAACAUGAAGUAUUCGCACAAGCGUGAGACUGCUGAACUUAAACAACGUGUUAAGGAUUUGCUUGACCGCGAGGCAUCAUGGGAGGCUAAAGUUAAAGAGCUGACGAAUGGACGAGCGCUUGAAGAAAAUGAAUAUUUGGAAAAGAUUAAGAAAUUAGAAAGACGGUUCUCGUUGGAACGCGAAGAGAUGCAAUCUCAACUCAACGACGCUCACGAAGAAAUAAAAAUCUUGAAGGAGGGAUAUCAAGAUGAAAUGGUGAAACUCACUUGUGAAUUGGAGAAAAAAUAUAGCAGUAUGCUUGAUGAAACGAGAGAAAAGUUAAAGGAAAAAUAUCAGGAUGAAAUGGACGAAAAAGUUGAACACGUUGGAAAUCAUCUUCGAGAGCAGUAUGAGCAAGAUUUGGCCAAGAGCAAAGAUGAAAUAGAGCAAAUCACGGAGACGUUGAAAACAAAACACGAGUCGCAGGUUGCCGACAUUGUUGCGCAACUUGAGGAACUUCAUGUAAGGAAUCUAAAACACGAAUUUCGAGAAGCUAAAUUGAAGGAGAAUUACGAAAAUGAGAGAAAAGGUCAGAUUUCUUCUUAAGAAAAUCCAAACUCUAGGAU